CGCGAUUGUGCCCCGGACAAACGAGACCGGAGAUCAGGAGCUGGUGUUGAGUGUCGGGGUUUCACAGUAUACAAUGUCCUUCUGCAGCUUCGGUAAAGCUGUUGUGUGAACUUCUGGAGGCGUAUGCAGAUGGACGGUUGUAUAUUUGUCGCCAUUCUGAAGUAAAUGAUCGAAACGAAUUUAUUGAGGUUUACAACCAAUCGGCGAAUGGGACUUUGCUGCAAAUGCUGAUUAUGUUCUCAACGGGAAAGGCAUCAGCCGCUGAUUUAGUUGUUGCGCUUUAGGUGAUUUAUUUUCUUACUGAAUAGACACCGUGGCCCUUCCGUUCUGAGAUCCUUUCAUAGAAGGUGCAACAUUCGAACAUGGUUUCUGUUGAACGAGUUCCUGUUUGCUUACCAGAAUGGAAUGUGGGUAUCAGGAAAUUUAGAUUUGUUUUCCUGAGCUCGUCCAAUUCAGUUACGUUGUGCCAGAACUUUGAGGCGGAGGAGAAUUUAACUCCUCUUUUUCUUGGUGCUGAUGUUAUCGCUAAAACUAGUGUUCGCACUGAAAAUCAUCCAAGAAUACAUGCAAAAUUUGCAAGGAGAGGAUUGGCAACUAAGCUCAGUUUUAGUUCAGAACUUCGAUUUGAAGGACUUAAGAUGCCAACCAUGGUGAACAGUUUGUGGUUUUACAGCAUUCAGGGGCUUUUUCGAAUUGCUUUUGAGAUGUACAGUAAGGAACAACAGCUGGAUGUUCUUGUUGCCCUGCAGGAUUUAUGGAAAGCACGAAUAAGUGACCCUGUUCUGAAUGAAAAAUACGAUGUGAAGGUUCUACAAAAUUUCCUUGGCAAAGAAGAGUUUGAAAAUUGCCUUCCUGAUAAAUGGAGCCACGAAAGUUCCUCUGCACUACACCCAAGCAUUCAACCUGAUACUUUAUGUAGCACAACUACUUCAAUUUUGGAUUGUACCUGUAAUAGCAUUGCCAAUGAGUGUGAUCAUAACUACUGUGUGCAAGAAGCAAGAAGUUUACAACAAACUGAAGGAACUUGCAUAGACAACUCACUACGUGCAGAGAUUUUGAGUAAUGAUCCUUUGUCUCUAAAGUUUAGAUCAAUAUAUCGGAACUUUAAAUUAUUACCAAUGGAAAUACAAAAGGAACACGAGAAAUCAAUUAUCCUGUUACUCGAUUUUGUCGAACUCCUAAUAAGUAAAACUAUAUCGGCACAGAAGUUGGCUGACGUGAUACUGCAACUUUUGACCAAUCUUAAAAACUUCAUUAUCAAGACAGAAACCACUGAAGCCGAGGUUAAUUCUAUUUAUUGUAAUCACAUGCUGUACUCUGUAAGUAAAUGGUUAGGACAUCAGUUUUAUUCCGCUAAUGCCUCUAUUAGCAGGCAAGUAGAGAAGUUUAAAACAACCCACAUAAAUAAAAUCACAGACUUACCACCUGCUGAAGAACUGGUGGAUAAACUAUUUCCUGAAGCUAUGAAGGUUUUGCUGUUAUGCUGGAUGGGGCUUGAUGAUAAUUCUGCCUUGUGGAAACUGCAAAGUGAAUAUCCAAUAGUGCUGCUCAUAUUAGAAUUUGCUAAUCAUAAUCUAAUCACUGGUGUUGCACAUGUUUUAUAUUCUAGCUUAAUCUGUAAAUAAAUUUGUAGAAGAAUGUGCCUAUUUAAACUAGAUUUUUGGAGUGAAAAUAAUUUUGAAUUUACCAAUGGAGAUUAUUCUGAUUAUAAACAGUUGGUUGCUUGAUGGGAACUUUGGGUGAAUCAGAAAUGGACUCACCCAAAAUGGCUAAUGCAGAUACUUUUCCAUCCCAUUCCCUGGCUUUUCUGCAAUCUUGAAUUUAGCAGUUAAGAUCUUUAUUGUCAUAUUUUCAACUGCAUCAGCUUCUAAGUGUUUAUUAUGCAUUGUAAGAUACAUUUGAACCAAUGUACUAUAGUUGACGAGUGUUUUGUGAAGGGGAAAAAUGCUUUGGUAAUGGCAGGUUAUGAUUUACAAACUUGGUCAACACGGGGUUUGAGAAAUAAUGACAACUAGAAAUUAGAAUGUUAUAGGAUUGUUUUUAUUUUUUGUUAGUGUUCUUUAUGCUCAUUCUUUUGUUUUGUAUGGGAUCUGGAAUAACAAUCUUUUAAAUCUUUUGUUGAAGGAUGACAAACAGUCUUGAAUCAUUAAUUAAGAAGGGUAUCCUAAUGAGCAGAGGGACUUUGAAAAGUAUGCCCAAAGAUUCCCAAAGGGAAUGGGAUGGCUGGAGCUUGUAAUCACAUACUCCUGCUAUUCAGUAACAUUACCAUCGCUGACUCCCUGACCUUCAACAUCCUGGGCUGUAGGGUCACUACUGACAAUAACUUCAAUUAAACCAUGCCCAAAAGUGCUACAGCUUCAAGAGCAGGUCAGAGGCUGGGAAUCAUGCAGCAAUCCCCUUUCACCAUCUGCAAGCCACACAUGCCUAAAUGAAUGAAAGUACCUUCAGUAGCAUUAAAGCAGCUCAACAUUACACAGCACAAAGCAGCCUGUAUGAUUGUUGCUCAUCCAGCAACAACGUUCAUUCUCUUCAUGAUACGUAAAAUGUUACUGACCUGCAGUCCAACAACAACAAUCCCUCAAUCUAACACCAAAGACAAGGAAUCCAAUUAUAUGAUCAACUGCAUGUUCUCCUCUAAGUUGUAAACUCUACUUUCUUGGAAAGUUAACCUAUUCCU
Molecule: messenger RNA, 2677 nt
Organism: Mobula hypostoma (lesser devil ray)
Lineage: Eukaryota; Metazoa; Chordata; Chondrichthyes; Myliobatiformes; Myliobatidae
Exons: 4
Coding region: 363-1625 (420 amino acids)
Source: RefSeq, a predicted model, not a curated record